Molecule: messenger RNA, 1881 nt
Organism: Melopsittacus undulatus (budgerigar)
Lineage: Eukaryota; Metazoa; Chordata; Aves; Psittaciformes; Psittaculidae
Gene: RNF7
Product: ring finger protein 7
Exons: 3
Coding region: 16-360 (114 amino acids)
Biological process (GO): ubiquitin-dependent protein catabolic process; protein ubiquitination
Cellular component (GO): nucleus; Cul5-RING ubiquitin ligase complex
Molecular function (GO): cullin family protein binding; zinc ion binding; ubiquitin protein ligase activity
Source: RefSeq, a predicted model, not a curated record
CCCCGCCCCUCCGCCAUGGCCGAUGUGGAGGACGGGGACGAGCCGGGCGGCCCCCUCUCGCACCCGGGUUCGGCGGGCUCCAAGGCGGGCGGUCCCGACAAGAUGUUCUCUCUGAAGAAGUGGAACGCGGUGGCCAUGUGGAGCUGGGAUGUGGAGUGCGACACCUGCGCCAUUUGCCGGGUGCAGGUCAUGGAUGCCUGUCUUAGAUGUCAAGCUGAAAACAAACAAGAAGAUUGUGUUGUGGUUUGGGGAGAAUGCAAUCAUUCCUUCCACAAUUGCUGCAUGUCCCUGUGGGUGAAACAGAAUAAUCGCUGUCCCCUCUGCCAGCAGGACUGGGUAGUCCAGAGAAUAGGCAAAUAAAACCACUGGAAGUUGGUGGGUUUUUUCCUGUCGAACUUGUUGAAACAGUGUAUGUCUGACACCUUACACUCCUCCAGAAGAAUGGAAGAUGUCAAUGAUGGGAAGAUUUAUUUAGUUUUAUCUGCUAGAGGAUAGGUGUGGCUUUGUUGUAUGCUGUUUGCUGUAGGAGGAGGGAAAAACCAAGAGACACUGCGUUAAGAAAUGUAUCUGUUAGGAUUUGAGUGUUAACUGUAUCAGAGCAUAGAAGUGUGGUAGUGCAGAUUAUACCCUAAAUACAGUUUAUUUUAUGUUUUUGUUUAGGUAAAUGAAUUAACUUACAUGGGCAACCUUACCUGUAACUCUGAAACACUGCAUAAUUUACUGUCAGGAUCAAAAAACUCUUCUGAGUAAUAGUGUGUACGAAAACAGUCAGUGAGGUUUUUUUAGGAAGUAUUCUGGGAUUUAAUCUAAAUAGUGUGUAAAGCAUUUGCUGUAUGCUUUUUCUAUCACACUAUACUAAGCAUUUCUAAUUUAGCUUUUCUUUAUGACUUCAGAAAAUUUUGUUUUCUUCUAUCUCUGUCUGUUGCUGUAUUGUAGUCUAUACAUGAUUUCCUCAAACCAUAGCAUUAAAAUUUAACUCUGUUCAUAAUUCUUUAAUUUAUAUUUCUGUUGAAGACAGUUGAGACGUAUAUUUAAUCCAGAGACUUUUGGUACAAAGACACGUAUUUGAUAUCAGUUGUCUGGGGGCAUAAACAAUCCUGCUGGUUAGAUGACUAAUAUAGAAAGCCAACAAAACUAGUAAUUUAAUAAUCCCAAGGAAAGCAGGUACUUAUUAAAUCUAGGGAAAAAUGUUUAAUUAUUUUUCGUGAAAAUUCAGUUAAUAGAAAUUUAUCAUCAUUUUAUUGGUUACAGUGUUUUGGAAGUGGGAGAAAGCAUUAUGCCAUUUUUGUAGAAAUUCUCAAUAUAGCAUUUUUUAUAUAUAUAUGAAUCAUGUUUUUUUUCUUACAAAUAUUUAAGUGCUUGCCUCUGACUUUGUCUUUUCCCUCAAUAUCUGAAGUAAUUACUAUUAAUCUGACCAUAUGAUGUGGGAUUAUUUUUUUAAAAUAUAUAUAAUGGGUUGAAUUAUUGCUUUAAAUCUGUAACAAAUUCAGGCUUAUUAAAAUGGAUAAUAAACCUGGGUGAAAUUGAAAAAAUAUUAUAUGCAUAUCUUUUUUACUUGAAAGUUAUCAUCUUAAAUGUUUAAUGCAUCUCUCAGCAGAUGUAUUUCUGUCUAGUUCUGUUUAUUUAAAGAGGUUUAUCUUCUCUGUAUAAAGUAGUUCCAAUGUCAAUCUCUGUGUCAUCAAGCAUACAUGUAAAGUCUACUGUGGUUUUGUUUAAUACUUGUAAUCUUGGUUUUAAAAUAUUUUGACUUUUUUAAAUAUAACUUUUGUUUCAUUACAAACUGAGAUCAUUGUCACUGUUACAGUGUAUGACAUUGGUUGUUAUUAUCCCAGAUGCUGUCUGUCUUAAAAUUGAAAACAACUAUAAAGUAGGUUAACACUA